AUGAUUGUAAAACGUGGUGCUCUUAUUGUAAUUGAGGGGGUGGACAGAACAGGCAAAACUACACAAGCAAAAUUGUUAGUGGAAAGUUUAAAGAAGAGACAAAUACAAGCUGAAUAUAGAAACUUUCCCAAUAGAAAUACAGAGAUAGGCAAAGUAAUUAACAGUUAUUUAACAUCACAGAAAGAUCUUCCCGAUGAAGCAAUUCAUCUGCUGUUUUCAGCUAAUCGUUGGGAGAAAUCACGUGAUAUCCUUGACUUGCUUGAGAAAGGCACAACAGUUAUUGUGGACAGAUAUUGCUAUUCAGGAGUGGCAUUUUCUGCUGCCAAAGGCCUUGACUUGAAUUGGUGCAAAUUUCCUGACAUUGGUUUACCAAAACCUGACAAGGUGUUCUUCCUCACAUUACCUUUGGAAGUGAUGCAGCAAAGAAAUGGAUUUGGCAAUGAAAGAUAUGAAGUUCCUGAAUUCCAAAAGAAAGUUAUAGAAAUGUAUGGACAAUUAAAAGAUAAUUAUUGGGACAUAAUGAAUGCAAACAGAACACUAGAAGUUAUUCAAGAGGAGCUCUUGCAAAGUACUCUCAACGUGAUGAACACAGUUGAGCAUACAUCUAUUGGAAAACUAUGGGUAAAGAAGUAA
Molecule: messenger RNA, 633 nt
Organism: Pieris macdunnoughi
Lineage: Eukaryota; Metazoa; Arthropoda; Insecta; Lepidoptera; Pieridae
Source: the annotation of a GenBank genome assembly